Molecule: messenger RNA, 581 nt
Organism: Microdochium trichocladiopsis
Lineage: Eukaryota; Fungi; Ascomycota; Sordariomycetes; Xylariales; Microdochiaceae
Exons: 1
Coding region: 133-444 (103 amino acids)
Source: RefSeq, a predicted model, not a curated record
AUUGUUGCCGAAUGCUCUGGUUGCCCGGCAGAUAUAGACUGCAACAUCUGUGGCAAGUCUGCAGGGGCAUGACCCUGAUGCAACCAGCACCACGAACGUCAGCCGCCUCGCGAUGCACAAUUUGCUCGUGCUAUGACACGUUGUGCUGGCGCUGUCAAAGUGCUUCGUGUCAGUGAGUGGGAAGGCACUGGGACUGCGUCCUUCCAGAAGGGGCAGCCGGACCCCGCAGCGGAGACAAUGUCCUCGGGGAUGGUUUUAGUUGUCGCGGCGGCGCGCCGGUCAGCAAAAUUUCUUGGCCAUAUUAGAGAGCCGCUGAUAACCGUGCGAGUGAUUCCUGAAGUCACUCACUGGCCGGCUUGUUGGAAACGACCAGCCACACAACGAGCGCUGCACCUGCAGGCCCCGUGCAUACACCCAUCGACAGGAUCUGUAGACUGGCUCUGAUGAAGCAAGCGACGAUCGUCCGCCACGCUCUCGCAAAAACGCUGCUUGCGUGAGCUUGCCCUCCCACGCACGCCGGGGAGGCCCCACCGCCGAGCCCAUCCGCCACCUUGGAGCAGGGAGAAGCGCUUCGAUACUGU